This is a messenger RNA of Salvelinus sp. IW2-2015, 3246 nucleotides long. RefSeq names its product neuronal tyrosine-phosphorylated phosphoinositide-3-kinase adapter 1-like. Lineage: Eukaryota; Metazoa; Chordata; Actinopteri; Salmoniformes; Salmonidae. Gene Ontology annotation, biological process: phosphatidylinositol 3-kinase/protein kinase B signal transduction; neuron projection morphogenesis. The record is from RefSeq and is a predicted model, not a curated record.
AUGUUACGUCUAGUCUAUGAGACAAGGCUGAGGAGCCAGGUGAUUGAAGUGUGGCCUGCAGUGACAUCCAUCCCCUUCUCCCUAUUGGUCUUCUAUACCAUGAGCUCUGGCUCCGCCCAGGAUGUGGCGGUGGAGCAUUUCUUGCGUGACAUAGAGAGGCGGGGCAAGCGGCUACAUUGUGCUGUGAUCGGUUGCGAGGAGCAACGUCCCCGUGGCGACAUGAACCUGCUGUAUCGUAAGAGCCGGCUGGACUGGAGGCACAAGGACCAGGAAGGCAAUAAGAAGAGCUCCAGCCAGAAGGACCCCUCCUCAGCCACGGUGGGCAAGGUCCGUGACUUGGCAUCCUUCCGGCGCCACUUCCGCAUGGGCUUCAUGACCAUGCCUGCCUCCCAGGACCUGUCCCCUCACUCCUGUGCCUCCGCCAUGGCUCCCCGCUCCCAGUCCUGCCACGCCGUGGGCGCUGGAGACACAGGUCUGGAGAAUGGGGAAGAUUACUCUGACACCCAGUCACAYCACGGCGGGCGCUGCCCCCCUGCUAAACCCAAACGCCAUCCCAGCACCCGUCUCAGCUCCUCCUCGGACCCCAGAGCACCUCACGCCCCACCGGACGCCCCUCCGCCACCCCCGCCCACUCACCCGCAGGCCAAACACUCAGAGAAGAAGAACGCCAUGAAGAAGUCUGACUCAGGGGACAUGUCCAAAAAGGUGCCGCCUUUGAAGCCCAAACGAAGCCCCAGUACUCAGCUCUCGUUUGAGCCCCCAACUCCCUGUGUGCCCCCUCUUGCCACACCCAUCCAGGGGGGUGAGGGUCAGCCUCAGGGGGACGAUGAGCCCGUCUACAUAGAGAUGGUGGGCCAAGUGUUCACCAGGGAGAGCCAGACUGCCACCCCUCACCCUGUCACGCCCGUAGCCACCACGCCUGAUUCAGACUCAGACCAGAGCGAGGCCAUCUAUGAGGAGAUGAAGUACCCACUGCCAGAGGACAGAGAGGGACACAAACGCCUCCCUCUCAAACACGAGAGACUCAAAUCCUCCAAACACCACCACUCCUCCUCUGGCACGUCCGCCCAUCUACCUCGCCCCUCCUCCUCCCCCUCCUGCUCCAAACCUAAAGCCACAGUGUCCAUCUCCCACUCCUCGCCCCUCCCCUCCUCCACCUCCACCACCCCUGUCCCCCAGCCACUCUCCUCCAGCCCGCAACCCCCACGGGCCCCUACCCCCUAUCUCCUCCAGGGGAACAAAUCAGAGACAGAGUCCAACAGUAAGAUCCCAGCCCCCUUCCCCAACCUGCUGCAGCACCGGCCUCCGCUGCUCGCCUUCCCCCAGCCAGCUGCUGCCUCCAGCGGGGUCGGGGUCCAACACAAAGCUGUUGCUGCCAAACUGGGAACCAUCAGCAUCCAGACCUCCUCCAGUAUGACAACGCCAUCCAGCACCUCCUCUGCCUCUACCACCCCCUCUUCCAAUCUCCCCAUGCUCCUGUCAGGCUGUAAGGAGUCUAGGGAAAGAGACAAGCAGAGCAGAGACAAAGACAAAGACAAAGACAGAGACAGAGACAGAGACAGAGACAGAGACAGAGACAGAGACAGAGACAGCCAGCUCGGCCCUGCACCAGGGCUAAGGGCCAGGAGCCACUCCACACCGCUGCCCCCUUCCUCCAAGUCCACCUCCCCUUACUCCCACCAGCACCACCACCCCCACCACCGGCCCUCACACUACCACCACUACCGCAAACCAGAAAGAGGAGACUCGCCCAACCCCAACACCAACAACAAGAAUGGCUCAGAAACCUCCUCCAAGUCCACUGCCCAGACCCAGACCCAGGGCUCUGGCAAGGAGGGCAAGUCUGUGAGCUUCUGCUUGAAGUCAGACAAAGGAGACAGGGACAGGGACAGAGAGAGGGAAAGAGACGGUCACAGGGACAAUCACAGAGACAGAGACAGGGACAAUGACAGAGAGAGACACAGGGAGAGAGACAGAGAGCGAGACCGUGACAGAGACAGAGAAACAGGGUCCCACUCUACCUCCUCUCAGGCUGAGAGCACUCCCACCACCAACAGCCAUUCAUCCCAGACCAGCACCAGUUCAAACCCAACCCAGUCCUCCUCCUCCACCUCCUCCCACUCUCGCCCUCACUCUCGCUCCCAACUCCACCGCUACCACACCCCCCACGGCCUACCCGCCUACAAGCCCCCCUCCUCAGACAGCCCCCUGCUCUGGACCUACCCCUCGGUGGGCUUCCGGAGACCCCCGGCGUACGACAGCCUGCGAGGAGGGUCUCAUCUGCCCUCCUUACACCUCCAGGGUCACGGUGAUGUGUCCUCCAAAAGCAGCACGGUGCCUGGGCCCGUCCAGGGGAAGGCUGGGUUCAUGCCCUGGGACAACAGUGGCUUUGGAGAUGACGGAUCUUACUUGCCCAUGCAGAGGAAACUGUCCUUCAGCCAAGGCAGCAGAGAGACAGAGAGAGAGAAGGAUGAAGGGCGGGCGUGGAAUGGCAGUGCCGAUGCCCUCCUGAGGAUAGACAAGGAGGACCUGGGCCCUGGACGUCGAGGAGGAGGAGGCCACUCUGGGAUCCCAGUACGCUUCACUGGAGGGAGGGGGCUGGGCCACAGUGAGUCCCUGGCCGGGAUGGAGGGGGGGUCCUUGGGGUUCCGAGCCCUGCCUAGAGGGGGUCUCCCCCUCCCCUGCCAAACCUUUCCAGCCUGCCGCAAUGGAGAACUGGGUCGAUUGAGCCGCUCAUCAUCCACCUCUGGGGUGAGACAGGUGGGUGGAAGCGACGUUCAGCGGCAGAGCAGCCUGCCCCAUCGAGAGGUACUGAAUCAGUUGCAUGGGCUGUCCCAAUCCUCCCAAACGCCCUGCAGUCCUAUCCUGUCCAGACAGCAGCAGCAGCUCCAGCUCCACCAGCAGCAGCUGCAGUUACAGCAACAGCUCCAGCAGCUGCAGCAGCAGCACCACCUCCAGCUGCAGUUCCAACACCUGGCCCAGCUGGCCCAGGGACAGCCUCCCACCACCGGGGGCGCUGCCACGUCCGCAGCCCAAACCCAGAGGGAUGGCAAGCUGCUGGAGGUCAUUGAGAGGAAGCGCUGCCUAUGCAAAGAGAUCAAGGCCCACCGCCGCCCAGAUAAUAACCUAUGUAAGCAGGACAGCAUGCCCAUCCUGCCCAGCUGGAGACGGACCCCUGAGCCCCGGAAGACAGGCACGCCCCCCUGUCAGAGGCCCCAGGCCGUGGUGUGGGACACAGCCAUCUGA